GGAAUAACUCUUUAUCUUCCCACACGUUAAAAGAUCAAGCAAUCAAGCAAAUACAAUUGCACUCCAGUCAUUGUAGCAGGAAACACCUAUCUCUCCUGUUCUACCCGUGCUAUGCCCUCUUAACAUUUCGUCGUGAUGUAUCCCCAGAACUGUGUUUCCACUCCAUUGUACAAGAGUAAAAGGACUUAGCCCCUCAGUAAAAGCUACCAUAACCUUGUGCGACCAUUGCUGAACUGAAAGAGAGUUCUAUUGAUUCCUGGGUUGAUUGCCUAUGUCUGUUGGAAUAGAUCUUACAUUAAUUUCAGGGUUUAACUAUGGUCUUCACAAUUGGGGCAAAUAGCCUAAAAUUUUAUUUUAAGCGAGUUAUUUGGAAUUCUGUGCCGCAUUGCUACUUUUCUUCGAGGAAAAUUACAUUCAUAUUUUGUUUUACUACGAUGGAAAUGAUUUAUUAUUGACGAUUUUGGCUUCUUACCACCUUGUAGCUAAAACAGAUUGGUUCCAAUAAUGAUGAUUGUUGUCAAUUAUUUAUACGAAGUUCUGUAUGAAUAUGUAGAAGAUUUAGCAAGAGGGAUGGCUUGUCAUUCACAGAGUAAUUGAACGGUUGUAUCUGUGUAAGGUUGAGUAGUUUUCCUUGGAUUAUUUGUUACCUCUACUGAAUCAAAGGGAAUGAAGGGCGGGCCUGGUGCAGUAGUAGAAUCUGUCCACUUGUGGCUUGGAGGUCCUGGGUUCGAACCAACCUCCUUGCAGAAUGUUAUGCAAGGGGAAGGACCAGUAUGCUCCGCAGCAAAGUUUUGCAGAAGACUAAAGAGAGCUUGAGCAUAUCGAAGAAGCACAAAAGAAGAUUUACCCCUCAGUUUUUGAAUCCUGAAUUCUCUAGCUUGUAGAAGAAGAAAGCCGGAAUUACAGAUAGAGGACAGACCACAAGCAAGUUGCCCACCUAAAUACAGUCUUUGGCAGUAUGGCUCCGAAAAACGUGAUCCGUUUCAUCUUGGUGCUGAUCCAUGUGAGCAGUUGUUUGGGUAGAUCAGGGAAAAUGUUUUCUCCUAGCUUUAUCUCAGUGGCGCAGUCAUUGUCAAGCUGGCCAAUUUUCAGUGCAGGGAUAUCUGUAACUGUUGCACUUGUUCUGUCCUUGUUUCUAACUUUCGAGCAUCUCUGCGCGUACCAUCAACCUGAGGAGCAGAAGUUCUUGAUCGGUCUCAUUAUGAUGGUUCCAGUAUAUGCUGUUCAAUCAUUCUUCUCAUUACUGAAUUCAAAGGUUGCUUUCAUCUGUGAGAUGAUGCGGGAUUGUUAUGAGGCAUUCGCAAUGUAUUGCUUUGAGAGAUAUCUGAUAGCAUGCUUAGGCGGGGAGGAAAGUACCAUCAGAUACAUGGAGGAUCAGUUUCAACCCAGUGAUAGUUCUCCUCUGCUAGACGUUGAUUAUGAUUAUGGUAUUGUGAAACAUCCAUUCCCAUUGAACUGGUUUAUGAGAAACUGGUACCUCGGUCCUGACUUUUAUUAUGCCGUGAAGAUUGGGAUUGUGCAAUACAUGAUACUCAAGCCUAUUUGUGCUAUCUUGGCAAUUUUGCUAGAACUUCUGGGUAUCUAUGGAGAAGGAAAAUUUGCAUGGAGAUAUGGGUACCCAUAUUUGGCUGUUGUCCUAAAUUUCAGCCAGACAUGGGCAUUGUACUGUCUUGUACAGUUCUACACUGCUACAAAGGAGAAGCUGGAACCUAUUAAGCCCCUGUCCAAGUUUCUAACUUUCAAAUCUAUUAUAUUUUUGACAUGGUGGCAAGGUAUUGCUGUUGCAUUUCUGUUUUCAACUGGGCUUUUUAAUGGACAUCUGGCACAAAGUUUGCAAACACGUAUCCAGGAUUAUAUAAUAUGUCUGGAGAUGGGGGUGGCGGCAGUGGUUCAUAUGAAAGUAUUCCCAGCUAAGCCCUACAGGCGUGGCGAGAGAAGUGUUUAUAAUGCUGCUGUCAUGUCUGAUUAUGCAUCCCUGGGGGCUCCAGAUCCUGAAGAAGAACGAGAGAUUGAUAAUUUAACAAUCAUGGAAACCUCUCGCCCUGAUUCCAGAGACAGGCGGUUGAGUUUUCCUCAGAGUGUUCGUGAUGUUGUGUUAGGAAGUGGUGAAAUUAUGGUCGAUGAUGUCAGAUACACAGUCUCCCAUGUCGUCGAGCCCAUGGAAAGGAGUUUCACGAAGAUAAAUAAGACACUCCACCAAAUAUCUGAGAAUGUGAAGCAGAUUGAGAAGCAGAAGAGGAAGGCAAAGGACGACAGCCAUCUUAUUCCGCUGGAAUCAUGGUCAGAGGAAUUUUCAGAAGCUCAAGAUCAGGUUCAAGGUGGUAGUUUUAGUGACAGUGGAUUAGCUAGGAGAAGGUACAACAAAUUUCGCAGACUCCGCAGGUGGUUCUAGCAGUCUGGUGGUGGGUUUUAACCACGGCGGCUAACCUUUACCCAGAAGUAGAAGUUUAUACAUCAUUUAGGACACACUGAGGCAAAAGAAAGGCAAUUCCGGUGACUAAUAGUUUGCAGGAUGGCUUCGGAGCUUCCCUGGUUCCUUCUGUUUAAUAGCUGACCCUGGCUCAGUUUCAGGAGGUGCUGUUACAUGGGUUUUUCUAUGGGAGUGGCCUUGUUUGGUACAGGCAAAAAAAUUAGGCUCCGAUAAUUACUGAUGUAACCAACCCCCAAGCUUCUUUGGAUUAACAUACACUGAAGGGAGAACACUGAAGGAAGAUAUUUGUACGACUGGAUGAACAUUUUUCAAUGAAAUCCUUAAAGCACCUUUGGUUUUGAA
Messenger RNA from Aegilops tauschii subsp. strangulata, 2773 nucleotides. Its product is annotated as protein LAZ1 homolog 1. NCBI's taxonomy places the organism in Eukaryota, Viridiplantae, Streptophyta, Magnoliopsida, Poales, Poaceae. The record is from RefSeq and is a predicted model, not a curated record.